AUGGCCAAACUAGAUAAACUCCCGCUCGAUUUAAUUCGUCAUCAUAUACUUCCUUUCAUGAGAAAACCGGAAUCUUUUAUAAUCCUAGGCUCCAUCAAUAAAAGAUUAAGGCAUAAGUGAAAUAAGCUUCACUUCGAUAUAAUCCAACUCGCAGAAAAGCGAAUUCCAGAGCUAACCAAAGUAAUUUCAGACAGUGAAAGUAUAAUUCAAACCGAUAAUACUCCAAAUCUCUCAAGAAACUUAUUUCAAGCAGCUGUUGAUAUAGGAAGCAUCCACUUCAUGGAACUUGACUAUGAAGAUGAACCGACAUUGAUUUUGCUAGGUAUGAUUUUAGUUUUCACAAGGAAUCUCGGAUCUCUCCCAAGCCAAGAAGAAAUCAUAUUUCACAUUAAGCGGCCAAAACCUAUUCAUAAAUUAGAGCAUUUAAAUGUCAGAAAAAUUUCUAUGAGGGCUUUACAGUGGCGAUACUGAAAAAAAUUGUUCUAUUUUUUUACCAUUUAAUAAUUGUAAAUAAAUCUCUAGAAAAAUUCCAUAAAUUUUUUUUAAGAAAACCUCUUUACAGUUGGUGCUGUAUAUUAUGAAUGAGCAUAUAUGGCAAAUAAUUGAAGAAAAAUUUGUGGGAGAAAACCAAGCUUUGGUUAAUUGGGUAAAAUUGUUUUCAAAAUACAUGACUGAAGCUGCAAAGUUUUCUGAGCUGCAAACUGCUUAUGAGUAUGCUCUUGUAAGUAAAAGAGGGUUUCUUCGCUUACUCAAAAGUAGCGAAAAAAUUUGGAGCGAUAAAUAA
Blepharisma stoltei is the source of this 784-nucleotide messenger RNA. Lineage: Eukaryota; Ciliophora; Heterotrichea; Heterotrichida; Blepharismidae. The record is from the annotation of a GenBank genome assembly.